GGAGGCCUAUAGUGUCCCCAGUCUCUUCCCUGGAAUUUCCAGUGACAUUCUUGGGAGUGGAAAAAGUGCCCCCUCAGAUCAUAAGAGAAGGAAACUGAGAAUCUGAUAAAAAACUGGGAGUCUCUGCAGAACUACUAGGGCCACAAAGCAGGAACUCCCUGGAGUUGGAACAGACCUGGCAUCUGGGGAGCCUCUCCAGACCUCCUAGGAGCCUGUGGGCCAGAGAACACCUGGAGGAGAUCCCAGAAGUCUGGGGGAUUCUCCUUGCCCAUCACCCAAACUAUGUUUCUUCGACGUCUUGGUGGCUGGAUGCCCCGUUUUUGGGGCCGCCGAAAAGAUCCCCUGCCUGAGUCUGGCACUGUAAGGGAGGAUAGCUCUCCUGAGAACUCAGGGAGCGACUGGGACAGUGCCCCAGAGACCAUGGGAGAUAGGGGCCAGCUGAAGGCUGGGAACUCCAGGAAGCAAAUGGAUAGGGGCACCUCCCCUGAAUGGAACAAGAACUCUUCCAACUAUGGAAAUACUGAUCGACUGGAGGACAGAAGGGUUUCCCCCAAACCAAGCAUGGAUAUACUUGAUUUUGAUGAGUCCAGGAAACUGGAGGCUAGGGGAGUGAUCCCUACAGUUGGUAGUAACUCCCCAAAAUUAGAAGACUCUAAAGAACGAGGGGUACCACUUAAAUGGGAAACAAACCCCUUCAACUCUGAGGCUCCUGUGGAGAAACUAAGGCAUCAUCACAGGCUGCUGGGCUGGCUUCAGGGGGAAACAAAUAGAGGGUUGGGGGCCCACCCACAGUUCUUGGGGGGCUCUGAGGAGUGGCUCCAGAUCUCUACCAACCUAACCCUGCACUUGCUGGAACUGCUGGCUUCAGCCCUGCUGGGGCUGUGUUCCAAGCCUCUGCGCCUGAUUCUAGAUGCCUUAGGUCUUAGGGGACCUUUGGGGCUUUGGCUGCAUGGGCUCCUCUCUUUCCUUGUUACCCUCCAUGGACUUCACUUGGCCCUUACCCUGCUCACUGCACACCCCUUCCACUUUGCCUGCCUCUUUGGCCUUCUCCAGGCCCUGGUACUGGCUGUCAGCCUCCGGGAGAGCACCCAGGUGUCUGGGGAGGAGGAAUACAACUGGGAGGGAGGGAAAAGAGACCGGGAGAAGGAAGAUGAGAUUAAAAGAAGUGGGGAGGGCCUGUGAACUAGAUGUUGGGGCACUACAGCAGGGUUGAGGAACACAGGGACCUCAGGGAAAGGAGAGACACCCCUAGGGUGGGAAGGUGGCCUAUAGAGACCCCUCCCACCAGCAAGAGGGCUGAGACAACUCAAAAGUAAGAAUCAUUCUCUAAUUCACCAGCUAUUUUCACUUUUUUUCUUUAGUGUUAUUCUUCUAUCCCCCAAUUAAAAAAAAAUAAAAAGGAACUCCCCUACCCCAUGUAAUUCCCCCAAAGGAUAAGGUUGCUAGCCACAGGACAAUCAUCCAGAACAGGGAGAUCGAGGGAAAGGCAGGGGAAUCUAUUGGAUACUAGGAUCUGAGCCAUAAAUGGGAGAAGGGGGUCAGCUAUAAAGCUGAUGGACCAGAAGGGUAUGGGUUGAGGAGAGAUGUGCUUGGAACUGGAGAUUCGGCUAGGAUAUGAAAGAGAAUCACAAUGCUCAAGGAAAUCCAGCAGAAAGCCUUGGGAUGCUACUGCAGAGCUCUAGGGAAACACUCAUGCCUACCUAAAGUGUUUGGAGGCUUGAUCACUUAGCAGUCAUUGUUGCACUGAUCUCCUAAAAUAUACCACUACAAAAGGGAAGUUAUUAA
Gracilinanus agilis (Agile Gracile Mouse Opossum) is the source of this 1785-nucleotide messenger RNA. RefSeq names its product chromosome 4 C6orf47 homolog (gene C4H6orf47). Bases 283 to 1182 code for a protein of 299 amino acids. Lineage: Eukaryota; Metazoa; Chordata; Mammalia; Didelphimorphia; Didelphidae. The transcript has a single exon. The record is from RefSeq and is a predicted model, not a curated record.